Helicoverpa zea (corn earworm) is the source of this 1841-nucleotide messenger RNA. RefSeq lists its product as uncharacterized. The transcript has a single exon. Bases 39 to 1841 code for a protein of 600 amino acids. The record is from RefSeq and is a predicted model, not a curated record. Lineage: Eukaryota; Metazoa; Arthropoda; Insecta; Lepidoptera; Noctuidae.
GGUAAUUAACAUAUUUUUUUCGUUUCAGAAACGUUGAAAUGCUUGUGAAAUCAAUAUGCAUUCUCUUUAUAACGCAAUGCUUAGCAAAAGACUUGGCUCAAAAUCCACAUGUAAUAUUACAUGAAAAUCAACUAUCAAAUUCUGAGCCUUCCAAUGUUCCCGCGGACUACUUCGAUAGCAUGAACUUGCCAAGCCCUGAUUACAAAUUCAGUUACCUUUAUGAACAAAAGAGAAAAGAUGAAGAGCCUCAAGUUGAGCAAAGAGACGAAGAAAUUGGUAAGUACAUGAACAUCCAACAACCAACAACAACGCCUACAACGACAACAGAGCUGCAGCAAGACGUUAAUAUACCUAAUGGGCAAGAAAAAAACCAGGAUGUGAAUGGCCAAUUGAAAACUUCCAUGAAGGUGCUAGAUAAUCACCAUCGUAAGGAAAUAGAAGAAGUAGCCUCAACCUUGCCACCGAUGCCACCAGUACCAAAAUUACGCAGCAACCAAAGCCCGCAUUUCCCGCCCAGUUAUUGGGAUUAUUUGAAUCAUCAUCGAUCAGCUAUCCUAACAAAUCACAUUCACCGUCACCAAUCUCCGCCUGGUACACUAAAAUGGAACAAAUCUCCAAGCAAUGACGGUUCUGAUUUAACUGGCCUCCAUUUUCCGACUCAUGAAUGGAACCCAUCACAUAUCAGACAUCCUGGUCUUCAUGAAGUACAUAUCUCGCCCAUAACGUCGAAAGCUCCUGUUAUGGAAUUGUCGACUGAAUCCAAACUUCAUUUAUCUACUCAUGAUUCGAAAUCUGGUCAUAGGCACCAUGAAGUAAAGACAUCGCCUAUUACAUCUACAAUUUCAAUUGAGGAAUCUUCUACUCCAAGUGGACAUCAUUUAUUGGCACAUGACACGAAACCUACUCAUAUGAGGCACUCUGGUCACCAUGAUGUAAAUAAAUCACGUUCAGCAUCCGAAAAUCCAGUUGAUCAAGCUCCUGCUUCAACUGUAUCUUCAGUAGUAUCCAUACAUGACUCAGAAUCUAAUCAGUUGAAGCACCCUAGUCGUCAUCAUCAUGUCCAUGAUUUACCCACAACAACUGAAGCAGUUGAUGCUGAAGUAUCUACUAUCUCAAGUAAAGAUCAUUCAUCGGCUCAUGAAUCACCUAAUCAUCAGGAAGUACAUAUCUCGAACUCAACGCCCGGAAUCCCGGUUGAAGAAGCUUCUGGUAAAAUUGGCCACCAUUCAUUAUCUCAUGGACCACAUAAUUUAAAACAUAGUAUUCAUCACGAGAUACCACAAACAUUGCCCGCAACGCCAGAAACUAUAGCUAAAGAAUUUGCCGCAAAAUUCGGAACUCGUUUAACAAAUCAUACGUCGGUACUUCACCACGAGAUACAACAAAAAUUGACCACAACGCCUGAAGAUGCAGUAGCUGAAGAAUUCGCCGCAAAAUUCGGAACGCGUCAUCACUUAAAUCAUCAUAUUCAUCAUGAGGCACACACGUCAGCCACAACCGCUGAAACAAUUACAGAAUCUUCUGCUACUAAAACUCUUCACACAAAUCAUGACUCGAAACUUGCUUCAAUGCCAUCACAGCACGUACCACCAUUACGUAGACAGAAUGGCCAUGUUAAAGUCAAUAAAAUAAUUAAAAAGGUGAAAAAGAGUCCGUCAACAGGUCACAACUCUCGACCUGUAAAUAGAGGUAGCUACAAAUUUAGGUUGGACGACGUUAAUGAUAUGCAUUCAACACCCAUUCGACGCAUCAAAACGCCUAAAACCACGCAACGAACGUAUAACUCUCCGCCACCACCGGUACCUACUCUCUCACCAUGGUACGACGGGUACGGAAAAUGA